GGACUUUGUGUCAGUUGGUGUCAGUCACCUCACAAAGAUUCGCAGAGAUUCAGACGCUUUCAGUGACCUGCCGCUGCUGAUGAAGAUGAUGAUGAUGAUGAUGAAGGUGUCAGAGCUGGUCCUCGUCCUCUCCUGUGUCCUCUGUGUCUCCGCUGACAGUCUGCAUGUGGACCUCGCUAUCACUGGCUGUUCAGACACUGAUGGAGAGAACAUGUACGCACUGGACGGUGAAGAGAUGUGGUACGCAGACUUCAUCAACAAGAGAGGAGUCGAGCCUCAGCCCGGUUUUAUAGAUCAAACCAGCUAUGAGGAAGGAGCUUAUGAACGAGCUGUAGCUAAUCAACAGAUCUGCAAAUCAAACCUGAAGAACGGCCGUAUCGGUAUGAAGGACCUCGCACUGAAUAUAGAUCCUCCUUCCAGUCCGAUGAUCUACACCAGAGACGAAGUGGAGCUCGGAGAGAAGAACAUCCUGAUCUGUUAUGUGACUGGUUUCUACCCUGCUCCUGUCACAGUCUACUGGACCAAGAACGGAGAGGAAGUGACUGAAGGAACGAGUAUCAACAUUCCCUAUCCUAACAAAGAUGGUUCCUUCAACCAGAUUUCCAGACUGGAGUUCGUCCCACAGCUGGGAGACAUGUACAGCUGUUCAGUGAAACAUCCAGCUCUGAACCAACCACUGACCAGAUUCUGGGAUGUGGAGGUGAAGCAGCCCAGCAUUGGACCUGCGGUAUUUUGUGGACUGGGUCUGACGGUCGGUCUGCUCGGCGUGGCUGCUGGCACCUUCUUCCUCAUCAAAGGAAACGAGUGCAGCUGAUUGGCUGGGGCUGAUGAUGUCGUCUCUGUUUAUGUGUAGAUUGUCCUAUCAGCCUUUAAGCUGCUUCUGUCCGCUUUAUGUCUCCGAGUAGGUCGGUGCUCACUCUGAGUAUCGAAUCGUCCUGCAGUGAUUUCACCAUCUGACGAUGUCUCAUCCUCUCACGACACCUGAGCUCUACGACAAUAACCCUGACUCCUGGUGUAGAUCAGACCUCAUUAUUAUCAUCCCACUUGUAAAGUGGGUGUCUCGCUUCUUACAAAUCACCCAAACCAGAUGUUCUGUCUGUGAUCGGCUGCAAUAAAUUUCAGCUUUGGAAAUAAAACUAAAACGAAACGGCACGAGCUGCUGCUGCUUGAAAUCAAUGUCAUUAAGUUUGUCUCCAUUAAAUCCUCAUUUUUCUCU
Xiphias gladius (swordfish) is the source of this 1216-nucleotide messenger RNA. RefSeq names its product mamu class II histocompatibility antigen, DR alpha chain-like. The transcript is spliced from 4 exons. Gene Ontology annotation, biological process: immunoglobulin production involved in immunoglobulin-mediated immune response; antigen processing and presentation of exogenous peptide antigen via MHC class II; positive regulation of T cell activation. The record is from RefSeq and is a predicted model, not a curated record. Gene Ontology annotation, cellular component: membrane; MHC class II protein complex. NCBI's taxonomy places the organism in Eukaryota, Metazoa, Chordata, Actinopteri, Istiophoriformes, Xiphiidae. Gene Ontology annotation, molecular function: MHC class II protein complex binding. The coding region runs from base 80 to 814 and encodes 244 amino acids.